AUGCUCGACGCGGUACCAUCGGUGCGGGCGACGGCACUGACGCAGUCGUAUACUUGGCGCUCACACAUCCCGGAUGCGUGCGUGAGCGGCACGGGUCAUCGACGGGCGCCUUGUGUUCUGGGCGUCGACGAGGCCGGUCGAGGGCCUGUGCUAGGCCCUCUGGUCUAUGGUGUCGCGUUCUGCCCCCUCAAUGCGCAGGAAGGCCUCCGUGACUUGGGAUUCGCAGACUCGAAAACACUCACUCCCGCGCGACGCGACGAGCUCCUCCAGGCCCUCUUGCGCGAGCCAAGCAUGGGCUGGGCGGUCCGUGUCAUGUCGCCCCAGGACAUCUCUGCUGGCAUGAUGCGACGUGUGCCGUACAACUUGAACGAGCAGAGCUGCGAUGCUACUGUUCAACUCAUACAGGGCGUGCUCGAUGCGGGCAUCGAUGUCACGCACAUCUUUGUCGAUACUGUGGGUGAGCCCACAGCCUAUGCUGCCAAGCUCAAGCGUCACUUUCCGCGGUACGGACACAUUGAAUGGAAGGUUGCCCGCAAGGCUGAUGCCACGUACCCCAUUGUCGGCGCCGCUAGUAUUGCUGCGAAAGUCACACGCGAUGCAUGCCUCGACAACUGGGUGUAUGCAGAGCAGCGCCUGUCUUCGGCCGCGCUUGGGAAGCGCAAGCGGUCAGACGAUGAUGCCUGGGAGACCGGUAGUGGCUAUCCUGGAGAUCCUAAGACGGUGCGCUACCUCAAAGAGACGUUGGACCCCGUGUUUGGAUGGACGGGCAUCGUGCGUUUCAGCUGGGCCACUGCCAAAUCCAUGCUUGAGGAGCCUGUCAAGACACCUAUUCCCACCACUUCGAUCCUAGGCACAGCAUAUCCCCCCUCGUCAACGCGUGCGUUCAAGGUAGAGUGGUCCGACGAGGCGAAAGCGCCGAAGCCACAAAAGUCGAUCGCGAGCUAUUUCAAGGCAGCAGCACCGAACAAGCAACACAUGGGCACAGGCGCUGCGGCCUCACAGUCCAGCGGCAUACAUCAAAGAGAUCGAAAGAUGCUAUCUGAGCACACAUCGAGCUUAUGGCGCCAAUUGGCACUAUCUGCUGCCACCGAUGCCGACUUGUUCUAA
Molecule: messenger RNA, 1107 nt
Organism: Malassezia restricta
Lineage: Eukaryota; Fungi; Basidiomycota; Malasseziomycetes; Malasseziales; Malasseziaceae
Product: ribonuclease H2 subunit A
Exons: 2
Coding region: 1-1107 (368 amino acids)
Biological process (GO): mismatch repair; DNA replication, removal of RNA primer
Cellular component (GO): ribonuclease H2 complex
Molecular function (GO): RNA-DNA hybrid ribonuclease activity; RNA binding
Source: RefSeq, a predicted model, not a curated record